This is a messenger RNA of Strongylus vulgaris, 369 nucleotides long. NCBI's taxonomy places the organism in Eukaryota, Metazoa, Nematoda, Chromadorea, Rhabditida, Strongylidae. The record is from the annotation of a GenBank genome assembly.
GAUCUUCUUUCCACCUGUCAGAAACGUCAAGUGGAUCGUGUCGAUUUCGAAGUUGAGGGUGAACCUCGCACUGUUUGCUGGAAGUGCUAUUGCUUCAGUGGCGAAGAAAGUUCAAGAACUCGUAGUGGCAGCCAAUCGCUGGACAUGGCUUCUUUUGAAGGAGAAUUUGAAGAAGGUUUUAUCGAUUUUCUGAACAAGUUGGAGCAACGUCAGGAGCAGAUCAAGGAAUCUGCUCUUCGUCUACUUUCUCCACCUGGUAUCAUGACUGCUGAUCACAAUCGAAUUGAGAAGUCGGUACAGACAGCUCCAGUCUGUCUGCCAGCAGAGGCUUUUGUGCCCGAGGUGGUUACCUUGAUGAAAACUAGCUAA